GCAACCUCAGCAGCUGGGGCGCGAGUGGCGGCCAAAGGCGGGUGGUAGGGCGUGAGGGCCCCCGGGAACGCGCGCGUGCUGGCAGCCGAGGUCCCUCGGGAAGCAGGGGAGCGCCCGACGCCGCCUCGCACGCGCCGCCCGCGGGCGGCGGCGCGCGUGAGGACGGGGGAGGUGCGUGCGGGUGUGCGAGUGAAUGUGCGAGCGUGUGUGUGUGUGUUUGUGGUGCUUGGUUGCGGAGCGUGAGCCGUCCGUGCCCGGGUACGAGUUCCCCCGCGGUCUUCCACACCCUCUGUUGGUCCCUGGUCCUUCCCCACGACCCUCCAGCGACCCUACGGUCGGAAAACGAACAACAGCAUUGUGGAGCAGGUGUGGGGGGGAGGAAGGGCAGCACCAGACAAAAGGGGCGCGGGGGUCAGCCCGCCAUGGCCUCCCGGAGCCUGGGGGGCCUGGGCGGGAGCCGCGGCGGCGGCGGCGGCGGCGGCAAGAAAAGCCUGAACGCCCGCAAUGCUGCGGUGGAGAGGAGGAACCUGAUCACAGUGUGCAGGUUUUCUGUGAAGACCCUGAUUGAUCGGUCCUGCUUUGAGACAAUUGAUGAUUCUUCUCCUGAAUUUAACAAUUUUGCAGCUAUUUUGGAACAGAUUCUGAGUCACCGGCUGAAAGGUCAAGUAACCUGGUUUGGUUAUGAAAGUCCUCGUAGCUUCUGGGAUUAUAUCAGAGUGGCUUGCCGGAAAGUUUCACAGAAUUGUAUCUGCAGCAUUGAAAAUAUGGAAAAUGUCAGUUCCUCUAGAGCCAAGGGUAGAGCCUGGAUUAGAGUAGCACUCAUGGAAAAGCAUUUAUCCGAAUACAUCUCUACAGCUCUGAGAGACUUCAAAACAACCAGGCGAUUUUAUGAAGAUGGAGCAAUUGUCUUGGGUGAGGAAGCAAAUAUGCUUGCUGGCAUGCUGCUUGGACUCAAUGCUAUUGAUUUCAGCUUCUGCCUCAAGGGAGAGGGAUUGGAUGGAAACUUUCCUGCUGUAAUAGACUACACACCAUAUUUGAAGUUUACGCAGAGUUCUGAUAGUAUCAGCAGUGACGAGGAAGAGCUGAGGACUUUGGGAAGCAGUGGGAGUGAAAGCAGCACUCCUGAGAAUGUCGGGCCUCCUUUCAUCAUGGAUGACAAUAGUUGGUUCAACAAGUGUAAGAGAGUUAAACAAAAGUAUCAGCUAACCUUAGAACAGAAGGGUUAUCUUGAAGAACUCUUACGACUUAGAGAGAACCAGCUGUCCGAAUCUGUCUCCCAGAAUAAAAUACUACUUCAAAGGAUUGAAGAUUCUGAUCUGGCCCAUAAACUGGAAAAGGAACAAUUAGAAUUUAUAAUUGUGGAGCUUCAAGAUCAGCUGACUGUGCUAAAGAAUAAUGAUUUAAGAUCAAGACAAGAGUUAACUGCCCACCUCACCAACCAGUGGCCUUCCCCAGGAGCUCUGGAUGUCAAUGCUGUUGCCUUGGAUACGUUGCUUUACCGAAAACACAAUAAACAGUGGUAUGAAAAAAGUUAUCAAAGUCUUGACCAGUUAUCAGCUGAAGUUAGCCUUUCUCAGACUUCACUGGAUCCAGGUCAGUCACAAGAAGGAGAUGGAAAACAAGAUACAUUAAAUUUAAUCAGUGAAGGUAAAGAAGAUACUCCCUCAUUACUCGGUCUCUGUGGGUCUCUAACAUCAGUGGCAAGUUACAAAUCACUAACAAGUCUCAAAUCUAAUGACUACCUUGCAAGUCCCACAACAGAGAUGACAAGUCCAGGCCUAACUCCAUCCUGAAAAAUUUUAUGUAAAAGCCAGAAGUUUUUAUGUUGUAAAUGUUCUAUUUACAUAAGUUUGACUGCUGGGAAAAUCUUUGAAAUUUUAUAUUGUUCUGGCACAUCUGGAAUUCUAUUGCCUCUUUUAGAGAAUUCAGUCUACUCCAUGUGCCCUUCUGAGUGGAAAAAAGUGAUCCUGCCAUUUUCAUUUUAAGAUUCUUAUAUUUGUCACUGAGGAAGUUUAAAAAUGAAUAGGCUUAAAAAACUUUCAAAUAUCCUUUAAAUAACCCAUUGUAAGCUGUUAAGUGUAUUUAUUAUUCAGGUGAUUUUCAUAUAUUUAAAUGUAUCAUAAUUGCCAGGUUGAUUUCAAGGUUUUAUUCCAGAGACAUAGAAGUGUUUUCUUUUAAACUUUUAUCCAAUGAUUUUCUAAAAAUUACUUAACAUUAAUUUUUCAUUAAUUUCUUCCUAUGUUCUGAUGUUUAAAUGCCUUGUUUUUAAUAUGAGGAGGAAAUUCUCAGCUGGUCUCUUAGUGGCUUAUUCAGUUUUGGUAUCAACAUUCCAUUAACAUUUUGUAAAUUUUGUAGGAAUGUGCCUUUAGGCCAUCACUAAAUUUAUUAGGGUCACAUGGGAAGUAUUUUACUCCAUUUUGGUAAAGUGAAUAAAUUUCUUAUUUGUGUUUUCCCCAAGAUUUUCUUAAAAGGUUAUUUAAAAGUAUCACAUAUUCCUCAAUAGUUGGAAACAUUUAAAAAUGCACAAAUACUUGUUGAAAAGUAUUUUAUUAGGAAAGACUCCCAAGCUCAUUUCAGGAUUUGAGAUCCUGUAAGUAAGGAUUAGUACUCACCGCCCCACACAGUCUGACCUACUUGGCUGUCUUCUUCUCCCUUGUGUGCAACCGUGAGUCCUGCCAUGUUAGCGUUAAAAAUCCCAACACUUGUAGUUUUCUUUUUUAAAAAGUUAUGUGCUGUAAACUCUCUCUUUGCAGUUUUUACAACUAUGUAUUUCAUCCAUAAAGAUCCCACCAUAUUGAAAGGAAAACAAUGAAGUAUAUUUUCUAUAGUAAUAUGACGAAAGCAUGAUCAGUUGUGCCAAAGAAGUUUUCUAUAUUGUUUACACAAAGAGGACACAAUACUUAAUGGGAACUUCCCAUGCUAUUUUUGUUUAUUAAUAAAACAUUACAUUCAAACGUAGUAGCUUGGACAUACAGAAAGAAUGUUCCUCCUACAAUAAUUCUUUUUAUUCAGAGGAGGCAUAAAGAGUGCUGAACUUACUACAUCAUUCUUUGCAUUAGAAAUGUGUAGGAGUGUGGUUCUCUGCAAUAUUCAGAGCUUUAUUCUCAUAAUUUGGAAUUUAAGCAAUGUUAUUUCAGGGACAAAGGAGGCCUGGAAGCUGUUAAAAUAAGUUAUCCUAGAUGUACCAGAAAAUAUUCAGAGCUUUAUUCAUUUAGCUUAAGGCUUUAGUACUUGUAAAAAUGCAAAUAUUCUUGAAAAAUGGUACCUUUAACUUACUCUUAAUUCUGUAUACCUUAAUGAGCGAGGUAUCCAGAGCAAUUUUUAAUGAACAUGGGGCUGGAGGGAAGAUAUAAAAUGAGGACAGUGGAAACACUGGGAGGAGAGAGGAAGAAAUGGCUAAGUAGGGGAACUUGAAACAUUUUAAACUGGCUUAAGCACUAAUUGCUGCUUUCCUAAAAAUCAGAAUGUGUAAAAUGCUUUAUCAUUCAUGGUCCACUCGGAACUGACAUUUAUUAUUCCUCAGUAAUUAAAAACAAUCAUUAUUAAAUUUUUUCCAUACAUUUUUAUAAUAUAGAAAGGAAAUUCAAGAUUCCAUAAUGGAUAAUUUUCCAGAUUUGUCUAAUGCAUACAGUAACCUGUGCAUCUUCACAUGCUGCUAAAUGCAGAUUUAAACAUGACAUCUGAGGAUCAUGACUUUUCCUCCUUUCUUGGAGCUCCCAGUAUAAAAUUCAUCUGCUGAUGUGACUUCAGGUUUCUGUACAGUUCAUUUCACACUUGUUAUAUAUGUAAUGUUUGCAUGAGGAAACAAUGUAUGUCUCAAUCUUUAAUUUUAGGUGAUAGUGUUUAUUGUUUACACACCCUACCCAAAAUAGAAUGCUGAAUUUAUGCUAAUAUUUCCAUGUGUAUUUUGUUGCCUUGAUGUACUAUAUACUUGUUGCAUGUAUAUUAAACGUUUUGUACCAUGCAUUAGUGGUUAUAUUUUUUCCUUGAAGUUACUUGGUUCAAGUUGUACACUGGGCUUUUUAUUUUAGCAAAUAUGAUAAAUGUAUAUUAUUCAACACCAAAAAUACUAAUAUGAUAAAAGUUUUGGAGAAAUCUACUUUAAGUCCUAUGAAAUUAAAUACCUUUUAUUUAAAGAAAAUAACAUGAUAUGCUUUAGAAUACACAAUAUCUGCUGAAGUACAAUACAGUAGUGAUUUGGGUAGUUGCUAAUAUAAUUAUAUAACAGCCCUAUUUAUAUGUUUUCUCACCUAUAAUAUGGAAACAUCACCAUCUUCUCAGAACCUAUGAUAGCAUUAGGAUGAUGUUAGCAUUAAAAAAAUUAUAUAAACUAAGUAUUUAAGUCAUCUUUAUUAGAGUUACAUAAUUGUUUUCAAGUGGUUAAAACUGUGUCUCAAAUUUACACCUUAAGGAAAUUCUCUAUAAAAGUUCCUAUUUGUAUGUAAAAUCUCAAGUUUUGAUAAAUACACUGGAUUACCUCUGAAAUGUCACAUGACUACUUUGAACAUCAGGUCUCUUAAAUGUCUUUUCAUAUCUUUUAAUCACUGUUAACAAAGCAGCCCCUACUUUGUUUUAGAUUCUGUUCUUUUUAGAUGAUGCAGGGAGAUAAAAUUAUAUCAAUGACAUGAUGGUUUCUUUUAAAAGUAUAUUUUAGUCCAAACUAGUUCUUAUUGUAAGUCCCCAUUAUUUCUCUAAAAUCCAAAUAAAACCAAAGUUUCACUACA
Molecule: messenger RNA, 4724 nt
Organism: Suricata suricatta (meerkat)
Lineage: Eukaryota; Metazoa; Chordata; Mammalia; Carnivora; Herpestidae
Gene: RUNDC3B
Product: RUN domain containing 3B
Exons: 11
Coding region: 423-1793 (456 amino acids)
Source: RefSeq, a predicted model, not a curated record